Betta splendens (Siamese fighting fish) is the source of this 2099-nucleotide messenger RNA. It is a transcript of the gene osr2, whose product is annotated as odd-skipped related transciption factor 2. Bases 859 to 1791 code for a protein of 310 amino acids. The record is from RefSeq and is a predicted model, not a curated record. The transcript is spliced from 4 exons. Gene Ontology annotation, molecular function: DNA-binding transcription factor activity, RNA polymerase II-specific; RNA polymerase II transcription regulatory region sequence-specific DNA binding. Gene Ontology annotation, biological process: urogenital system development; embryo development; regulation of transcription by RNA polymerase II. Gene Ontology annotation, cellular component: nucleus. NCBI's taxonomy places the organism in Eukaryota, Metazoa, Chordata, Actinopteri, Anabantiformes, Osphronemidae.
GCAAACUCUCCAAAGAGCGACGCUAGAUCAGACGUUGUUUCUAGCGUGAUUCUGAUGAUCAGCAGCUCGAGGUCAUAGUUCAUCCACGUUUUUGACGUCACCGGUCUCCGUCCGGUGCGCGGCGCGCGCCUGGACUGGGUACCGGCCUCUGUGGCAACUGUUGCGUUUGAGACGUAAAAGUUUCAGCCAAAAAAAGAACGAAGGCGGCUGGACUUCCAGCAGCGGGACAAUGCUCGCGUGCUGCUGUCAAAGUGUAAAUUGCGAAGCGGAAAGUCCAAAGGUUGUGGAGAGGAGAACGGGUUGAGCGACGCUCGUACGCGCCGCACGCGCGCAGAACAAGUGCCUGCACGGUUACUUAUGUUGCACCUGUGCGAAAUUAUAUUUAACCCCGCGCUGUCUGUGGACGAGGGGGGGGGGGGCGGCGGGGAGAGUGGAAAGAGCCACUAAAGAAACGUAACGACGUGACUGGAACAGGCGAGCGGACCUCCGGCUGCAGCGCGAGCAGGGCUCUCCCUGCGAAGCCCCGUCUCCACGUGCGAGGAGCGCCUCAAUCACCGCCUUUUCAAAUGUUCCGCGAGAAGGGAAAAACAAACGGGACAAAAGCAGAGCAGAAAAAAACAGUUUUUCCCCCCUUCUUCUAGUUUUUCUGCCUCCAUCAGAUGUAAAGGUCAGCUUCACUGGCGCACCGCCAGGCUUGAACUUGGACGGUGAACUUUCUCAGUGUGGGAAAACACAAGUUGUCAUCCCCGCAGCUCCGUGGAACCGGGCCCUGCGCCUCCUCGCGCUGUCCACUCGUCUCACGCCGUGGGAAAUAGGUGGAGGAUUCUCGCCGUGUCUCCUGCGGAGGUCUGAGUCGACAUGGGGAGCAAAGCCCUGCACGCGCCGAUCCCGCUGCACCCGGCCCUCCAGCUCACCAACUACUCCUUCCUGCAGGCCGUCAACACGUUCCCCGCUGACCAGCUCCAGGGCCUCUACGGGCUCAGCGCUGUGCAAACCAUGCACAUGAACCACUGGACUCUUGGUUAUCCGCACAUCCAAGGACUUAGAUCGACCAUCACCGAGAUGGCAGCCGCGCAAGGUCUGGUGGAUCCCCGGAUCCCCUUCCCGGCGAUUCCCUUUACGGCUGCAGCGCAGCUUUUCCACCCGAAACAAACCAUCGCGCACGGCCUCCCCGCGCUGCACAAAGACAGGCCGAGGUUCGACUUCGCCAACCUGGCCCUGGCCGCUACUCAGGAGGACCCGCCGAAAGCCGCGGAUCUGGCCAAGCUGGCAUCGGGACUAGGGGGAGCCAUCACCGAGCUGAGCAAGCUGUCCCCGGACAGGAAACCGACCCGGGGCCGGCUCCCGUCCAAGACUAAAAAGGAAUUUAUUUGCAAGUUCUGCGGGAGGCAUUUCACAAAGUCCUAUAACCUGCUCAUCCACGAGAGGACCCACACGGACGAGCGGCCGUACACCUGUGACAUUUGCCACAAGGCUUUCAGACGACAAGAUCAUCUCAGAGACCACAGAUACAUCCACUCGAAGGAAAAACCAUUCAAAUGUCAGGAAUGUGGGAAAGGAUUCUGUCAGUCGCGAACUCUAGCCGUCCAUAAAACCUUACAUAUGCAGGAGUCUCCCCACAAAUGCCCCACAUGCGGAAGAACCUUUAAUCAAAGAAGUAACCUGAAAACUCACCUUCUCACCCAUACAGACAUCAAGCCCUACAGCUGUGGCCGCUGCGGAAAGGUGUUUCGGCGCAACUGUGACUUGCGACGGCACAGUUUGACACACAGCCCACAUCAGGACUACUAGGCUGGACAGAAUAACAGAGUAGCAAAGGACAAAGGGCAGAAAGACUGUGUGACCCUUUGAAAGCAAAGACAGACCCCAAACCAGGACACGUUUUACCGCAGCGCGUUUUAGAGUGGGGAUUUUUGUUGCACCUCAAGCGGAGACACCAGUGGAGCCAAAGGCCACCUGUAAAUACCCAAGACCGUGUACAUAAUGUUGCUUUUUUAUUUUCUUUUCUGACAUUGAAAAUAUAAAUUUGUCCAAAAAAACAAUCAUAAGUUUAAAGUAUGUUAAAUUGUAUUUUAGAAAUAAUAAAUACUUCCAUGAUA